Molecule: messenger RNA, 1355 nt
Organism: Polistes canadensis
Lineage: Eukaryota; Metazoa; Arthropoda; Insecta; Hymenoptera; Vespidae
Gene: RpL3
Product: 60S ribosomal protein L3
Exons: 8
Coding region: 58-1305 (415 amino acids)
Biological process (GO): translation; ribosomal large subunit assembly
Cellular component (GO): ribosome; cytosolic large ribosomal subunit
Molecular function (GO): RNA binding; structural constituent of ribosome
Source: RefSeq, a predicted model, not a curated record
CGAGUAUAUAAGUGAACUUGCUAUGGUAUCACUUCCAUUUGGAUCGUUCGUUUCGCCAUGUCGCACAGGAAGUUCAGUGCCCCUCGCCAUGGGUCUAUGGGAUUCUAUCCUAAAAAAAGAUCCCAGCGGCAUCGCGGAAAAGUUAAGGCUUUCCCUAAAGAUGAUCCGAACAAACCUGUUCACUUAACGGCUUUUAUUGGAUACAAAGCUGGUAUGACGCAUGUUGUACGCGAAGCUGAUAGGCCUGGGUCAAAGGUGAAUAAAAAAGAAAUUGUAGAAGCAGUUACAAUUCUUGAAACACCACCAAUGAUUGUAGUUGGCGUUGUUGGGUACAUUGAAACCCCACAUGGUCUUCGUGCACUUACAACAGUAUGGGCAGAACAUCUUUCUGAAGAUUGUCGUAGACGCUUCUACAAGAAUUGGUACAAGAGUAAGAAGAAGGCUUUUACUAAAGCCUCUAAAAAAUGGCAGGAUGAUCUUGGUCGUAAAUCUAUAGAGAAAGAUUUAAAAAAAAUUAUCAAGUAUUGUAAGGUCGUACGCAUUAUUGCUCAUACGCAGAUGAAAUUGUUGAGACAACGUCAGAAGAAAGCUCAUAUUAUGGAGAUUCAACUGAAUGGAGGAACUAUUGAUCAAAAAGUUCAAUGGGCUCGUGAACACCUGGAAAAACCUGUACCUAUUAGUAAUGUAUUUGCACCAGAUGAAAUGAUUGAUGUUAUUGGAGUUACUAAAGGAAAAGGAUAUAAAGGUGUUACAUCUCGUUGGCAUACUAAGAAAUUGCCACGCAAAACUCAUAAAGGUUUGAGGAAAGUUGCUUGCAUUGGUGCAUGGCAUCCAAGUCGUGUUUCAUUUACUGUUGCACGUGCAGGACAAAAAGGAUAUCAUCAUCGCACAGAAAUGAAUAAAAAGAUUUAUCGUAUUGGUCAAGGCAUACACACGAAGGAUGGCAAGAUUAUUAAAAAUAAUGCCUCGACAGAGUAUGAUCUUACUGAAAAAACUAUUACUCCAAUGGGUGGUUUCCCACAUUAUGGUGAAGUUAAUAAUGACUUCAUUAUGAUCAAAGGUUGUUGUAUGGGACCAAAGAAACGUGUCAUUACGCUUCGUAAGUCUUUAUUGGUACACACGAAACGGUCUGCUUUGGAAAAGAUUAAUCUGAAAUUCAUCGAUACAAGUUCGAAGUUUGGACAUGGUCGUUUCCAAACAGCUGCAGACAAGGUAUCCUUUAUGGGUCAACUCAAAAAAGAUCGUCUUCGAGAGGAGCAAGCUCAAGCAACUACUGCAGCUCCUGCAACUGCCAGUGCACAAUAAAACUAUUUUCUUUGUGCAUUUUGAUCAAAAUAAAAAUAUGAAUCAAUCAA